AUGCGCACCAUUCUUACGGGCGAGCCAAUUACGAGCGACGAGGCAUUGGCAUGGGGCCUGACGUGCGACGUGGUGGACGAUGGUGCCUUGCUCGAGCGAGCAAUUGUAGCCGCGAGGGCGCUGACGACCCAUGGGCCUCGGGCGCUUGAAUUGGCCAGGGAGGCCAUUUGUAGAGCCGACGUGCUAUGCAGAGACGAUCUCUUCGAACGACAGCUGUACUACACCACAUUCGGCACGGAAGAGAAGCGGAAGGGUGUGGACGAGUUCCUGGCUAGCAAGCGGAGCCGUUGA
Molecule: messenger RNA, 291 nt
Organism: Metarhizium album ARSEF 1941
Lineage: Eukaryota; Fungi; Ascomycota; Sordariomycetes; Hypocreales; Clavicipitaceae
Exons: 2
Coding region: 1-291 (96 amino acids)
Source: RefSeq, a predicted model, not a curated record